Messenger RNA from Mercurialis annua (annual mercury), 1264 nucleotides. Its product is annotated as serine/threonine-protein phosphatase PP2A-2 catalytic subunit-like. The coding region runs from base 148 to 1068 and encodes 306 amino acids. The transcript is spliced from 6 exons. The record is from RefSeq and is a predicted model, not a curated record. Gene Ontology annotation, cellular component: cytosol. Gene Ontology annotation, biological process: mitotic cell cycle; peptidyl-serine dephosphorylation. Gene Ontology annotation, molecular function: protein serine/threonine phosphatase activity. Lineage: Eukaryota; Viridiplantae; Streptophyta; Magnoliopsida; Malpighiales; Euphorbiaceae.
UCUUUCUUUCUCAGCUCAAAGGGUUAAACAAAUUAAAAUCCUAACCCUAACCCUAAUCUCCAAAUCUCUCAGUCUGGCCAUGUAAUCUCACCCAAAAUCGAAUCAGAAUCCUAUAAUAGUAAUCGAAUUAAGAAUCUAUUUGAAACGAUGCCGUCUCACGUUGAUCUGGACAGACAGAUCGAGCAUUUGAUGCAGUGCAAGCCGUUAACAGAAGGCGAAGUGAAGGCACUGUGCGAGCAAGCACGAGCGAUCCUGGUGGAGGAAUGGAAUGUUCAGCCUGUUAAAUGUCCGGUCACCGUUUGCGGCGAUAUUCACGGCCAGUUUCAUGAUCUUGUAGAGCUGUUUCGUAUCGGUGGAAAUGCUCCUGAUACUAAUUACCUUUUUAUGGGUGACUAUGUUGAUCGAGGAUAUUACUCGGUGGAAACUGUGACUCUUUUAGUGGCAUUGAAAGUACGAUAUAGAGAUAGGAUUACGAUUCUAAGAGGAAAUCACGAGAGUCGUCAGAUUACUCAAGUGUAUGGCUUUUAUGAUGAAUGCUUAAGGAAGUAUGGAAAUGCCAAUGUCUGGAAACAUUUCACUGACCUCUUUGAUUAUCUACCUCUUACAGCUCUAAUUGAGAGUCAGAUCUUCUGCUUGCAUGGUGGGCUCUCUCCAUCUUUAGAAACAUUAGACAACAUUCGUGCCUUAGACCGUAUACAAGAGGUCCCUCAUGAAGGUCCAAUGUGUGAUCUCCUUUGGUCUGAUCCAGAUGAUCGCUGUGGCUGGGGAAUUUCUCCUCGUGGAGCUGGAUACACUUUUGGACAAGAUAUUUCUCAACAGUUCAACCACAAUAAUGGCCUCACACUCAUUUCCAGAGCUCACCAGCUCGUUAUGGAAGGAUACAACUGGGCUCAGGACAAGAAUGUAGUAACGGUUUUCAGUGCACCAAAUUACUGCUACAGAUGUGGGAAUAUGGCUGCAAUUCUUGAAAUUGGGGAAAAUAUGGAGCAGAAUUUCCUUCAAUUUGAUCCCGCACCUCGUCAGAUUGAACCCGACACCACACGCAGAACUCCUGACUAUUUUUUGUAAUUGUAAUUGCAUGCCCACAGUUGGCAGUGUUUCUAAUUUGUUAUGCUGGUUUUGUAGAUGCAUCUUAUAGAAUAGAAGAAAUUUUGUGUUUACUCGAUAAAGAGACAAAAAGAAAAACAUUGUUACUAUCAUUCUUUUUGUUUGAAUAUUUUAUUUCAUUCCUGUAUUAAUGUGAGUUUAUAGAUUUUACUUUCUA